AGCAUUAACUACGUGACACCGUUACCAUGGAGACGCAACUGCUACGUCCGGACGCUCGGUGAAAAGGGUUUGUUUUGGAUAAAAAAAAAAAAAACAUGGACUCUGAGUAUGUGAAAAGACAUCUGGGAAAAUGUCUGGCCGACGGACUGGCUGAAGUGGCCGAGCAGAGGCCGGUGGACCCCAUCCUCUAUCUCGCCCACUGGCUGCACAAGUACAACGAAAACGUUCAAUAUGAGGCAGAGAAAAAGGCCCAUUUGGCUAUCCUGGAGCAGGAGCGGGCGAAAGCCAGAGAGGAGGCGUUGUACCAGGAGAAGCUGAAGGAGGAGGAGCGAAAGAUCACCGAGGCCCUGGAAGACUCUAAAAAAAUCUCUGAGAAGGAGCUUACGGGGUCAGAUGCACCCACGCCAGCCACAACAGGAUCUGCUGAGGACAACAAACCUGUGACAGUAGAGAAACCAAACACCCCUGAUCCAGAAGACCUGCAGGGCCCAGACGAACGCCAAACUGAAGCUCUGAAAAAUGACACUGAACCGGAGGGGACAGGUACAGAUAAUGUAACCAGUCCAGAGCCACCUGAGAGAAGACCAGUGGAGGCCAGUAGCUCUUCCCUCUCUGAGGCCCUCAGCACUGAGGUCAAAGAGGAGUCUGCAGAAAUGCCUGUUGAAAAAACCGAAGUGGAGCCGAGGAGCGAUGAAGCAGAAGAGAAAACAGAGGUGGAGCCAAGUGACAAUCAUGUAGAGGAGAAAACGGCAAGCACCAAUGAAAUAGAAGUGAAAGAAGUUGACCAAGAGGAAAAGGUGGUUGAUCAAGCUGCCACUGCUGAAUCUGAGCAGACUGAUACACUGCACUCGACUCCCGGCGGAGACGCUGAUGACUUAAAAACAGACAAAACAGAAGAGCUUCAUGACAAACCGAGCCCUCGUUCCCCAGACCAGCAAGACACAGAGAAGCAGGUUGAUGAAAAUGAAACUGGUCAUUUGGAGUCAGACCCACAGAGUGAAGGUCUCAAACCAGAGGAGACGUUUUCUACCGAAGAACAGACGACAGAAACUGAACAGGAGACACAGAAAUCAGGUUCUCUGCCUCUGCAGGACCAGGAAAAGGAGGCAGACGGGCAACGCACAAGCGAGACCGCUGAUAGCUCGGCUCCAGCUGACAGAGACGCAACAGUGGAGGAGACAGCGUCCAGCGAGAGACCCGUGACUUCACCCGGGGGAACCGAAAACCCUCCUCCUGACAUGGAACAUGUCCAGGAGAAGGUAGACCCCGUAGGCCAGCUGGCAACGAGAGAAAGAGAGAGAAAAUUAAUAAAAUAGUUUAUUUCAAAUGUGAAAAUAAUCCCACAAACAGGGCCUGGACUAAACUGAUCUUAGUUUAUACAGUUACACUCAAGAUAGUUGGCAUUUUUAUAGUGUCACUGGUGAAUAAGUUGUAACUAAGCUUUAUGUUGCU
Messenger RNA from Dicentrarchus labrax (European seabass), 1452 nucleotides. It is a transcript of the gene dydc2, whose product is annotated as DPY30 domain containing 2. The record is from RefSeq and is a predicted model, not a curated record. Gene Ontology annotation, cellular component: Set1C/COMPASS complex. NCBI's taxonomy places the organism in Eukaryota, Metazoa, Chordata, Actinopteri, Moronidae. The transcript has 8 exons. Bases 96 to 1316 code for a protein of 406 amino acids.